Messenger RNA from Carya illinoinensis, 896 nucleotides. RefSeq names its product putative invertase inhibitor. Bases 208 to 756 code for a protein of 182 amino acids. The transcript has a single exon. Gene Ontology annotation, molecular function: enzyme inhibitor activity. NCBI's taxonomy places the organism in Eukaryota, Viridiplantae, Streptophyta, Magnoliopsida, Fagales, Juglandaceae. The record is from RefSeq and is a predicted model, not a curated record.
UAUAGAAGCUCCAAGCUUCAGCAAGCACAAGUCACGAGCCACCUUAUUUUUUUUAUCUGAUAUUUUCCUGCACAUCCCUUCUUUCCCACGUCUUUAGAAAGUGUUAUCCGAACUGCCCAUUUCUUCACGGUUAUAUAGAAUUCUCCUUAAUUUGAAGUUUUGAACAAAGAAUUGUAGAUAUCCUUGCUAUAUCCCAAUACCAAGAAAAUGAGGCUUCCCUUCUCUUACUUCUCCCUCCCUAUUUUCUUCCUCUUGUUCUCCACCUUCCAUGCCAUGAGCACCAACAAUCUCAUCCCUGAAACUUGCAAGAAAUGUGUGCAGAAAGAUCCGAACCUAACCUACAAAUUCUGUGUAACUUCUCUACAAGCAGCCCGAGGGAGCCACCGUGUUGAUGAUCUUCGUGAACUUGGCAAGAUCUCAAUCAAGUUAAUCAAACACAACGUCACAAACACGAGACACCACAUUCAGAAGCUCUUGAAGAAUAGGAGGUUAGACUCAUUUCUCAAGGAAUGUUUGGACGACUGCUUUAGUCUUUACUCGGAUUCGAUACCGACUCUUGGACAAGCCUUGAAAGAUUACAAAACCAAGAACUAUGAAAAUGUUAACAUCGAUUUAAGUUCGAUGAUCGAUGUCUCUACGACUUGUGAAGAUGGUUUCAACGAAAAGAAAGGUGCGAUUUCGCCAUUAACGAAGAGAAACAACGAUACUUUUCAGUUGUCUGCUAUAUCGCUUUCGAUUAUCAAUAUGCUUAGCUGAUAAUCACCCACGUUGGAGACCAGGUCCAGCUGCUGCUUGUCCUUAUUCACUAUUUUGUACCUGUCGUUUAGUUUCUGGUCAUGUUCUGUAGUGUACGUAUUCUCUUCCAUAUUCUUUAAAUUAAUAGUUUACAUGUUAUA